Aspergillus luchuensis is the source of this 480-nucleotide messenger RNA. RefSeq lists its product as uncharacterized. NCBI's taxonomy places the organism in Eukaryota, Fungi, Ascomycota, Eurotiomycetes, Eurotiales, Aspergillaceae. The coding region runs from base 1 to 480 and encodes 159 amino acids. The record is from RefSeq and is a predicted model, not a curated record. The transcript has a single exon.
AUGGCUGAGCAAAUCAUUCUCGACAUUCCCUUCCCGAUAGCAUACGCGAAGGAAGCAUUGGGCCUCACAAAAGACUUAAUCAGAGACUCUAGAGUGGCUCUAUACACCUUCGGGCUGCACGGAGCGGAUGACAGCCUGGUUUCUGGCAUAUAUGGGAACUACGACACCGGAAGAAACCACAAGAAGAUCUGGUGGGCCCUACGUGUCGACUACGACAACGUCAAAGGCUAUCACAUCAAUGCUAAUAAAAGAGUGUAUCAGAGGGAUAGGGAGGUUGAGAGGAUUUCGUUGUGUGUAAAACCUCCCUGGAGGUCAGAGAGUGAGGACCAGGCAAUGUUCAUGGCGCAAACGCAGCAUUUGACCACAUGGACGGAGUACGAUAAACGGGCAGAAUUAAUUGCUCAAAAAUAUACGACGGAAAUGGAGCACCGGGACUACUUUGCUCGGCGAGUUCAGAGUCUGUGGAGUAAUGAGCACUGA